GGGCCGGGGCCGGGGGGCGGGGCAAAGGGCAGGAGAGCGGAAGUGCGUCACGGCCACUUCCGGUGAGCGGAGCGCUUCAAGAUGGCGGCGCUGGUGUUGAGGUGCAUCUCUCGGCGGUGCCUGCUGGCCCGGCUCAGCCCCGGCCCCUCCGUGCACCACGUUGUCCCCAUGGCCACGACGGCCAAGGAGGAGAUGGCUCGCUUCUGGGAGAAGAACACCAAGUCCGCCCGGCCCCUGUCCCCCCACGUCUCCAUUUACAAGUGGUCGCUGCCCAUGGCCAUGUCCAUCACGCACCGCGGCACCGGCGUCGCGCUCAGCUUAGGCGUCUCCCUCUUCAGCCUGGCUGCCCUGCUGCUCCCGGAGCAGUUUCCUCACUACGUGGCCGUGCUGAAGUCUCUCAGCCUGGGCCCAGCGCUCAUCUACUCCGCUAAGUUCGCCCUGGUCUUCCCCCUCUCCUACCACACCUGGAACGGAAUCCGGCACCUGGCGUGGGACGUGGGGAAGGGUCUCAAGCUCACCCAGGUGCAGCAGUCGGGGGUCCUGGUCCUGGUCCUGACCGUGCUCUCCUCCGCCGGCCUCGCCGCCAUGUGAGCCCGCUCCCCCCCCAAAUUGGGGGACGUUGGUUCCAUCCCAGCCCACCCGGCCAGGGGUUGGGGGGGGGGGGACAGAGACUUCAGAGAAACCACGGAUGCUUUCGAGGGAUGGGGGGCAGCCCUUCCCCCCCCUGCCCUCCCCAAUCAUCCGAAUCAUCAGGGCCGCAGCCCCUGCUCUGUGCUAAUCACGGUGGUUCAGCCCGGUUGGGUUCACUGCUCUCGUUCCCUUCGGGACGUGGCUCUGCCCACCCCCCCCUUGCAAUAAAUCAGCCUUGAUCCUUC
This is a messenger RNA of Numida meleagris (helmeted guineafowl), 875 nucleotides long. It is a transcript of the gene SDHC, whose product is annotated as succinate dehydrogenase complex subunit C. The transcript has 6 exons. Gene Ontology annotation, biological process: mitochondrial electron transport, succinate to ubiquinone; tricarboxylic acid cycle. Gene Ontology annotation, molecular function: electron transfer activity; succinate dehydrogenase activity. Bases 82 to 591 code for a protein of 169 amino acids. NCBI's taxonomy places the organism in Eukaryota, Metazoa, Chordata, Aves, Galliformes, Numididae. Gene Ontology annotation, cellular component: membrane. The record is from RefSeq and is a predicted model, not a curated record.